Messenger RNA from Symsagittifera roscoffensis, 8260 nucleotides. RefSeq names its product neurogenic locus notch homolog protein 1-like. The record is from RefSeq and is a predicted model, not a curated record. The transcript has 24 exons. Bases 1100 to 7702 code for a protein of 2200 amino acids. NCBI's taxonomy places the organism in Eukaryota, Metazoa, Xenacoelomorpha, Acoela, Convolutidae. Gene Ontology annotation, molecular function: protein binding; calcium ion binding.
AUUUUUAUCAGCUAUGGAUUGCAAUUUCAGUCCUUUUAUGAGCUGCGUGUAAUUCUGCGUGCGGGUUCGUUAAGUGAAAUUAAAUUCAUUUAUUUGUAAUUAUUUGAUACUAUAUUUAUUAUUGUUUUGUUAAUUUUUACGAAGUUACAGCUUAAUCAAAAUACCAUUUGACCAUUUUGCGUGAUUGUUUUCCAAUUUCGUUUGCUGUGUUAAUUUGAUAGUUGAAAAAUGGUUAAUUUAUUGAUAAACUUUCGAAAAGUUACGAGAAAUUUCUAUGCUCUCUGAGCUGUUGUAAGAUAACAUAAUAGCAGCCCUUUGUCUCUAAAUAUAUUUUGUCCAAACCAGAAGAAUUCGAGGCGGAGCCGUUGGUGUUAGGUCGCAAAAAGGUUCCUCAAACAGUUUUCAGAUGAUUGGGCCGAAAGAAAAUCAAUAAGUAACAAGGUUCAAAUCAAAAAAUCUCCAAGAAAAAUUAGUUUAACUCGGUGGCCUGACAUUCGAGGGAUUUGUUAGCAGCAAUCAGAGUCAGGUUCCUAAUUUCUCAAUUCUGAUUGGCCGAUAUUUCAAACUCUUAUCUCUGUAAACUAUCUCUUUAUAACAAAUUUCUCAAAAACCAUUGAAUUACACAGUUUCUUUGUGUUAAUUUGUACAACUCAUUUAUAACUUAAUCGGAGAGUCAAUUAUUGUUUUUUGGCAAAUUUGAAAUAGCAUUUCUACUUAUCAAUUUUUUUACAAGCAAGGGUUCGAAUUUUGAAAUCCGUUUCAUUAAAUAACAUUUGCCAAUUUUUACCCAGAAAUUGAGCUCAACCCUAUUUUCUACAUUACUAUAUGAACAAAUUCGACGAAUCGAGAGCGUUAAAUUAGCCAGUUUGGUCCCUGGAUUUUUCUAACAUCAAUAUUCAAGGUCACACGCCAAAAAAACUAUACAGAAAGUCAACAUCGCAUAUCGCCACACAAAUGCAAUUUGGAGACAUCUUUAUGUCAAAUUGAAAGAUCAUUCAAAUUUAAAAUCAGCAUUCCGCGAAAAACUUUCAAAUAAAGUGAAGUUUUUCAACCUCUGUAAAAACUUCAUUCUGAGCGUUGGGUUUUUAACAAACGAAAAAUGAAAAAAGUCAUAAAAUUACGCACUUCGAUAAUGAAACUCAUGUUACUGGGCUUAAUCGUGGUUGUCGGGAUCGGCGGUGUUUCUGGAGACAAAGAAAAGGAUCUUGAGGAUGUUCCGGAUUGGGUUCUAAAGAGACAUCUGAAUUAUCUGCCCGAGUAUACGCCCAUAGCUAACAAAUCAGCCAAUUAUCUUGCCUCAUGUUCGCCUGUACACUGCAAUGGAAACGGACUGUGCUUUGUUGUCGACCAGGAACGGGAAAGGAACUCUAAAGAUGCGCCAGCUCACAAAGUUUGCGAAUGUUCGGCCGGUUUCUUUGGACCUUUGUGUCAAUUCGAGGACAGCUGCUAUCGCAACAAGUCCUACUGUCACCAUCAGGCAGCAUGUCAAAUGGUUCUCGUUAACAUCCCCGACGAAUCAACGUCCUACCCACCCUCCCUAGAAGUCACCGGCUAUACUUUAGCCGCUUACCCAGAAUGCACUUGCAACGACGGAACUUUCGGCGACCAUUGUGAAAGCUUCAAUCCGUGUACUGAAUCACAGAAAAACCAAUGCAACCAUGUUGAAAGAUGCUACCAGCUUUCAGAUGGAUCACCCAAAUGUAUAUGUUUUCCAGGAACGAUAGGAAAACUUUGCGACAAGAUCGUUUCUGUUGAAGAUGUCUGUACAAAAGAAUCCUGUAACAACUCAGGCGUUUGUUACGAGGAAAGAGGACAAGCUAAAUGUACAUGCGAAGAUGGAUUCAAAGGAGCAAAAUGUGAAAAGAAACUGGAUGUCUGUGAACAACAUUUCGACAUUUGCGGCGGACACGGCAGCUGCAAAAGUGACUCCAGCGAUAAAACUUGGAGGUGUGAGUGCGAGACAGGCUGGUUUGGUCAGUUUUGCGAGGAGCAGUUCAGACCCUGCAAAACACAUCUGUGCAGAAAUGGGGCUCAGUGCACUGUCACGGGAGAGCAUGAACAGAAAUGUGACUGCAAACCUGGUUUUGAGGGCGACUUCUGUGAACAAUUUGCUCCGUUCGACUGCCGGGGCAGUGGAGGGCACCAUUUGUGUCAAAAUGGGGGAGUAUGUGGACUGGACCCCUCGGACGGAAGUGCCAAGUGCUCCUGUCCCAAGGAAUACACAGGUGCGUUUUGUGAGCAAGACGUAGACGAAUGCUCGUUAGAAAUAGGCGAACCUAUGUGCACUAAUGGAGCGACGUGUCAGAAUAUCAAAAAUGGAUUCGAUUGCCAAUGCAUGACGGGCUAUCAAGGGAGUGUGUGUCAGAUAGACCUUGAUGACUGCUCCCCCGACCCAUGCAACUCGGGUGGAGUUUGUGUCGACGAGGGUCCCAUGAAGUACAGCUGCACCUGUCCAAAGAAUGAAACCACUGGACUGGAUCUGUUCAUUGGUCACAACUGUGAUCUCCCGAACCCCUGUGUGAACCCGGAAACGCACGAGCCAGUGUGUGAACAUAAGGGAAUGUGCUUUCACACCAAUGACUUCACCUCCUUUCGAUGCGAAUGCAUGAACACUGGAUAUAAAGGAGAAAGGUGUGAACAAGACGUGAACGAAUGUGAAGAAUACAUGUUUGCAAAAAAGUGUAUUGAAGAAGGAAACAAGUGUGUGAACACUGAAGGGUCUUGGGAGUGCCUUUGUACUGGAUUGUAUGCGGGAAGGUACUGUCACAGGUUUUGGGAUGUUUGCGCGGACGUUCCGUGCCAAAAUGGUGGAAAAUGCAUUAAUAAAAUGGAUCUGGAAAAUACUGGAGACUCCAGAGACACCAUGGAAUUGGGAAAAUGUGUUUGCGAACCAGGCUUCAACGGAACUUACUGCGAGGAAGACAAGCGAUGUAGCAGCAACACGUUGUGCAAAAGAGGCGAGGACUGCAUUGAAGAGCCAAUCACCCAUUUCGGAAAAUGCGUCUGCCCACAAGGAAAACGGUGCGGUGAGAUUGAGGAGUAUCAUGACUACCGAAGCUGCGAUAACAACCCUUGUAAAAACGGCGCCGAGUGUCUUAAUGGCGUGGAUCAGUACUUCUGCGUUUGUCUGCCUGGCUUCCAAGGACACGACUGCUCGGACGAAAUAAACGAGUGUGAACAAAUUCACGAAAUAAAAGCAGAGAAUGGAUCCAGAAUCGAGACGUCAAAUCCUUGCGUCAACGGAGGUCAAUGUAUCGAUCGACUUAACAGCUACGAGUGUAAAUGCGAGUUUGGUUUCGAAGGGAAGAAUUGCGAGAAACUAUUGGAUCCCUGCAACACAACUUGGGAACAGUCAAAGUUCAGCUUCUCGUAUUGCGCAAAACAAACUACUCAAAAAUGUAAAUCGGAACUGCAAAACGGAGAGUUUGUGGUUGACUGUUUUUGUAAACCGGGUUUCUACGGCAGUAGAUGCCAGUAUGCCGUGAACCCCUGUUUGAGUAAACAAAUUGUUUACGGGGAGUCAGAUGUCAUUCUACAAAAUGGUGUCCUAGAUGUUUAUGUGUGUGAAAAUGAGGGAUAUUGUACCCCUCUACCUGUGAAUGGAGCUGGUCACGUGGGCUCGAGGUCACGAGUGGUCAAUGAAACUGACGUUUUUGUUUUUGGUGUGCAAUGUCAUUGCCGCGAAGGUUUCACUGGAGAACGAUGCGAGAUUGUUGAGCAAACAUGUCCGGACAGCUUUUGCAGGCAUAGAGGAUCCUGUAUCGUGGAAUCCCCUGGACAGUUGAAGUGCAAAUGCCACCAGGGCAUGACUGGACAUGAUUGCUCCAAGCCAGACGUGGAAGACCGGUCCUUAUACACGUGUAAACUCUACUCACAAAUAUCAGGCAGCAAAAUAUGCAAUAACGGUGGCACUUGUGUCGAUAAAUUUAAAGCCGAUGGUGAUUUAGCUGAAGACGAAUUCGGUUUUGAGUGCAAGUGUCCCGAAGGUUUCAGUGGACAGUUUUGCGAAAGAGUUGAUGAUUUUUGCAGCAUCGAAGGGGCGAGCGUGUGCAAAUAUGGAAUGUGUGUGAACGACAAAGACAGCUACAGGUGCGAAUGUUUCGAUGGCUUCUUGGGGGCCAAAUGCGACCAGAUCACCCCGCGAUGUCCUCAAAACAAAGACCUAAAAUGCAGCCCACUAGCUGAAAAGAACCCCAUCAACUCACUUUUCCUCUGCCUAUCUCUGGCUGCCCCUUUGGAACCGGAAUGUGCCCUGGAUCUCUCAGCUCCUGAGGUCCAGACAAGCGAGUGGUGUCCGAAUGAGAGGUGUGGGCAUGGGCGACGGGGGGCAUAUGGAUCUACUUGUAACAUGACUGCCUUGGGGUCCAAAUGUCACUGCGCAGUUGGAAAGAAGGGGGAUUACGACUGUUCUGCUGCUUUGAACUUGUGUGACCCAAAAUUGGCCCAAUGUGACCCCUUGGGGACUCUAGACUGCGUUAAAAGUGUAGCCAAUGAGUCGUGGAUUGCAGACACUUCUGAGUGUAGAUGCAAAGACGGAUUCAAGGGGAAGUUCUGCAACGAGACAAAUGACGUGUGUUUGAAUAAAGACACGUGCAAGAACAAUGGGUUGUGCACUGCUUUAGCUGGAGACGACUUUCGCUGCGCAUGUCCGACUGGUUAUGGCUGUAAGGACUGUUCAUGUCUGGAGAUGUGCGACCAUAACCACGUGUGUCAGGGACCAGGCACCUGCAUGAUGGAACCACUUGACACUCCCAAAUACCACAAUCGCUACUUUUCCUAUUGUGAGUGCGACGGUGGAGUUGGCGGCGACUUUUGUGACAUCGACGUGAGAAAUGAAUGUGAGGUGGACCCGUGCGGGAAUCGAACCCAUUUCGUCGGAGGAGUGGUGGUAAAUCGAAGCUUUCAAUGCGUCGACAGACUAGGUUACUAUGAGUGCAUAGAGACUAGAACUUCGGAAUCGACAACUCGUUCACCGUUCGUGGAUAAAGAGAGCCAAGGCACGAGUACAGUUACGGUCAUAGGAGUGGGUUUGGCCUCUUUGUUUGUGAUCGCCUUGCUGGUAGUUUUGGUGAUCAAGGGUUCGAGGGGAACGAAGACGGUGGUGAAAAAGACGUUCUACCCCGCUGGAUGGCUCGAGAUAAUCAAGGGUAACUUCGGUCGCAAGCGACGCCGUGAUGACCCGGCCGGAAACUACGAAAUGGGUUCCAUGACAGAGGGCACAGAGGGUGACUACUACGGGGGGAGUGAGUACUCAGAAUUAGGCAAUGCGAGUAAGAGGCACAGACAGUGUGGGGACAGUCUCUCUCCCACCUUCGUGAACAAAGAGGGAGCAGUGGGCAAUCAGGACCACCUGGCCGCAUUCAAAAACAACAACAAUAACGUCAAUGGUGCAACAACAAAUGCGAAGGUGUUGGUGGCUGGUGCGGAUAAUACUACCUCUGCCAUGCUAGUUUUGAAGAACAGGGACCCCGAAGUGAGGAGACAGACCCUGCUCAGUCUGGUACAGGGGGGAUACGACAUGAACACUCAAACACUCUCGAGACACGAGACAGUGUUGCAUCAGGCGAUACUAUUGUGUGACGCCGAGUCAGUCCAGAUCCUCCUCCGCUCCCCCUCCAUCGACCUGGCCAUAGGGGACCUGAACAACCGAAACGCCGUCAUGACAGCCACCGCCACGGCCGAUGAGAGAGUAUUCGACCUCGUUUGUCGGGUGAGCACGCGUGAGAUGAUCAAUCAGCAGCAGACAGAUGGGUCCACUUCGCUCAUGGCAGCAGUCAAACACAUCCAUUCCUCCAUCAUCCUCAGACGACUCAUAGACGCAGGCGCCGACGUCAACCUAGCCGACAAAAGAGGAAGGACUGCGUUGCAUUGGGCGGCACAAGUGGGCAAUGCAGAGGCCGUGUUAAUUCUGGUCAAUGCCAAGGCCGACAGAGACGCACAGGACGCCGAGGAGUGCACUCCUUUGAUGCACGCAGUGAGAGAGGGAUGUGUGGAGUGUGUGGUGAAGUUGUUGGAGUUGGGGGCAGACAGGAUGGUGCAGAACAGGGACAAACAGACUGUGGCGGACAUGGCACACAGUAUGGCUACAGCUGCAGGGGGAACAGGCGGCGACAUGCUGCACUACAUACAGAACGUGAUGCCGAUUCUCGCGCUUCCAGACAUGCCCAGCCAGCGCAAUAAGAACAACCGCAAACAAGCGAAAGUGCGCAACUCCAAAAAUGCACCCAAGAAACGUCCGGGCGAAUUCGUCCCUGUCAUGCCUCAAAAUGGUCUUGUUGACCCCUCUGGAAAACCCAUCCAUAUGGGAAUUGUCAAUCCUUCCAAUUUGUUCAUGCUUCAUCAAAACCAAGACGGCAGAAUACCCUUUGCCCAGCACCCCAAUUUGCACGUUAACCCUAAUUUCGUGAACCCGCACCAUCUAAAUGGGAUCCAGAAUCCCAACGGAGGGUCGCCCGGUGUGAUGGCCAAGACCCAACACGCAUUUAUGAUUUCUCCCCCAAAUAACGGAGCUCAAUGUCAAACUGUGGUUCUGACUCAAGAUCCAUCUUCUGGGCGAUAUUUCCACGAAACAGUCCCAAAUCAGAUGAAUGCGUCGACUCCUAUUUUCGCGAACCAACCACCCUCAUCAAGUGCCCAAAUCAACCCGAAUCAUCAGGGGCAGCAAAAUGGGGGAACAUUCCCGAUGCCUCCUCCUUCGAUUUGCCCGGUGUCUAAUGUUUCUCCUAUUAGCAGCCGACAAGGGGCUUGUAUUUUGACACCAAGUGGACUCAAAAUGCCAGCACCCAGUACGGAUUUCUGCGAAAGUUGGAGUGAAACAGUGCCUGUUUUGGUGAAGCAGGAAAACGAUGGAUCGCACCACCGGCCGUUUCAUUGCACUCAAGCUAGUGUAUAUGAAGAUCAGGAUGAUAACUACGAGAAAAUCAACUAUGAUUACGCUCAUUUGCCCAAAGUAGUAUCAACAAGCAGUCUUGCAACGCAACAAGCUGUCCAGAACCAGCAGCCGAUUGCGAAUGAAAACCCGACUGCCGACUGUUCUAAGAUGCUAAAUGUGGUGACCAGCAAUGCUAACGAGCAGCAAGCGAUUCAUGGGUUACCGCAAGCUAACCUUGUCUCACAAGCUAAUGGUUCUGUGCAAGGUAUUCAACAAACGAGUGUACCCCAAGUCAGCAGUGCAGGACCCAUUUUGUACCCUGAAGUACACAACACCGUAUACGGAAACAUGCAGCAAAUACCUUCGGAUGGAUUCCAGCAUCAUCCGAGGUACUCUAUUGCGAGUAGUGUCGGGUACCAGGAUAUGAGCCGAAAUGUGAGCGUCGGAAACCCUCCGAAUCAUCAUCCAGGGGGGUUGAGACAGCAGUCUCAGAUGCAACAAAGCUUGCCUAUUUCUGCUGAGUUCUCCAGUAACUAUGGUCGCAACAGUUCCUUGUCGGGACUAGAUUACGAUUUCAACAACCCAGUUUACCAACCGGCCCUGAGUCAUACAAACUCUAUGACCAGAAACAACACGCAAAGUGUGAUCACCAAUGGCCGCCUGGCGAAUACUGGAGCACAGAGCUUCCAGUUUUCUAUGCAAAAUUUGCCUCUAAAUGGAAUGAAUGUUGAGAACGGAUUUAUGAAUUCGACUAAUACCGGAGUAGAUAGAAUGUUGAAUGCCCAUAAUGGAUACGCUUAUAACGAAGAAACGGCAGUCGCUCACUUCUAAGUUAAUGUAGAAAAAUCUUCAGUCUUCCUUGAAACUUCUGGAGAGUCGUAUGUCUAUCAUUUUUAAACUUCAUUCGCAUUGUUCGUUUAAAACUUCUAAUUUUGCAUACCAUAUUUUAGCAUAAAACAAUCAUGUUUUAAAUUUGAUUCACUGCGUUGUAAUUUACGGCAGUUUCUGCUCUUGCCAAAAAUUUAAUAAAAUCAAGCAAAUAGCAAUACUUUGAGUACCCCCAGCUCAGAUCGGCUAUUAUUUUAUUUAUCAUUUGUAAUUUCUCAAAGAAAAAUACGAUGUUUAAUUCUGUUUGUAUUUAUUGCUCAGUGUUUUAAUGUUACUUUGCUCGUUGAUUUCAUGAAAUAUUAUUUGAUUUUGUUCAAAAUAUUUGAUUUGUGAUAACGUCAAGAACUUGUUCAUGUCUUGAAUCACCGUUUCGAUAUUUUACUAUGCAAUAGACUUAUAUUUAUAAUCGAACUUUGAGUUUUAGUAAAAAAGACUUUUCGAUCAAUAAGACUGCUUAGUGCUGAGAGGAGGCGGAGCAAUAAGCAGAAUAGUCCAAGUGCA